Messenger RNA from Drosophila subpulchrella, 941 nucleotides. RefSeq names its product V-type proton ATPase 21 kDa proteolipid subunit (gene VhaPPA1-1). The coding region runs from base 146 to 784 and encodes 212 amino acids. Gene Ontology annotation, molecular function: proton-transporting ATPase activity, rotational mechanism. The transcript has 3 exons. The record is from RefSeq and is a predicted model, not a curated record. Gene Ontology annotation, biological process: proton transmembrane transport. Gene Ontology annotation, cellular component: proton-transporting V-type ATPase, V0 domain. NCBI's taxonomy places the organism in Eukaryota, Metazoa, Arthropoda, Insecta, Diptera, Drosophilidae.
CGCACUUAUCGAAUGGCGUGAUUAUUCGAUAGCCUGUGAUAGAGAAAAUGUACGUCAUGUGAUUGAAUUUUUCGAACGGAGUAGUCACCUGUCGGCCGAGAAAAUACAAUUACGCCUGCAAUUCCGACAGUGAAGAAAUAGCAAGAUGGCGGCCCAAAUACGCACCGUGGUGUCCCAAACGUUCCUGUGGCUCUUCCUCGCCGUGGCCACCAUCCUGACCCUGUACUUCGUGAUGACGGGCAAGGGCGAGCGGGUGAGCGUGGGCUGGUUCCUGGCCUCAUCGAACCCGUACAUGUGGGCCUGCCUGGGCAUCGGGCUGUCCGUCUCGCUGUCCGUGGUGGGCGCCGCCCUUGGCAUCCACACGACGGGCACCAGCAUCGUGGGCGGCGGUGUGAAGGCGCCCCGCAUCAAGACCAAGAAUCUGAUCUCGGUCAUCUUCUGCGAGGCGGUGGCCAUCUAUGGUCUGAUCACCGCCAUCGUGCUCUCCGGCCAGCUGGAGCAGUUCUCGAUGGAGACGGCCCUGUCACAGGCCGCCAUCCAGAACACCAACUGGUUCUCCGGCUACCUCAUCUUCGGCGCCGGCCUGGCCGUCGGUUUGGUCAAUCUGUUCUGCGGCAUUGCCGUGGGCAUUGUCGGAUCGGGAGCCGCCCUCUCCGACGCCGCCAACGCCGCCCUGUUCGUCAAGAUUCUCAUUGUGGAGAUCUUCGGCUCGGCCAUUGGUCUGUUCGGCCUCAUCGUGGGCAUCUACAUGACCUCCAAGUCCAAGAUGGGCGACAAGGAGUAGGCGCCGUCGCCAGCCUUCCAGUCCUUCGCCACCGCAUCAUCACUACGAAGAACAACAACAACCAUCAGUCACCAAGGCAUUCCCCCAUCCCCAGCAGACACGCACAAUAUCAGUGUUUGCCUAUUUUUUGGAAAUUACAACUCGUUACAUGUAGUUA